ACAGUACAAGGAGUUCUCGAACUAUCUUGGAUGCCCUUUGUUUUUUCAAAGACUGGCGGAAGCGCGUUGUGCGUUUGUGACAGCGCGUGCGGGAAAUCACGCGUUUGCUCGGUUGGACGGCACCGCCAUUCAGCCACACGAGAGUCAUCAGACAGACUCACACUUGCUUGUGUUCCGUGGCAUCUGGUGAAUAAGCGAAGCUGCUCUCUCCGAACUCUGGAAAGAUGAAGACACCAAGCUUUCUUCUAUGGGCGGCCAUCGCGCUUGGCGUUUGGUCUUUUAACGGAUUGCUAUGUGAGGAGGACGAGCACUGUCCGUCAGGAUGGCAUGAGUUCAACGGCAAUUGUUACUACUUUUCCAAAGAUGGGGAGGAAAAAGCGUGGAAUUUGGCCAAAGAUGACUGUUCAACCAAGGGAGGCCACCUGGCCAUCAUCCGCAACGUCGAGGAGGCGGAAUGGCUGGGAUCUCAAAUCAACAAAACUUAUAACACGAGAUACAACUACUGGAUUGGCUUGACGGACAACUUUGUUGACGGAGAGUGGAAGUGGAUCGACGGGACUUCUUUGAACGAAAGGAACUGGCAGCCAGGUCAGCCUAACCACUUAUACGGAGAUCGGGACUGUGGUGCGACGAGGGGCUGGAACGGUCGCUGGAAGAGGGCCUUGAAUUUUGAAUGCUUCGUGAUUCGUCCCUACAUCUGCAAGCGUUGCCAAGCUUCAUACAAAUCGACAAUCCUUGAUCGCAGGUCUUCAGACAACUCUUUUGGCCGAGCCAUGAUGCACAUCAGACAAUGUUUCUCAUCAAGACAAUUCUUACCAGAUGGCGAUGCGAUUGUGUACAAUGGCAUCAAAGGCACCUGCAAUCUUCAACUGGCCGUGUACCCGAAAGUUUUAGAAGUGCUGCUCGAGGAGCGUCUGCGCCCGGGCCGCAUCAUUGUCAUCCAAGGACAUGUCCCUCAGAAUGCAACUAAAUUUAUCAUCCACCUGUCCUUGGGCCACGGUAAAGACACCCCGGUCCGCAUAGAAGUGGAUUUCAAAGAUGGGGACCUUGAACUGUUGACCCGCGUUGGUAGUCAUGUUGGCGGAGAAUAUGUCAACGAGUUCAUCAAGGAUGAUUACUUCCCCUUUGUAGCCGGAAGUGAAUUUGAGAUGACCAUCGAGUGCCGCAAAGACAUUUUCCUCUUGACCGUCGGCGACAACUACAACGUGCAAUACAACAAUGUUGGUUAUGAACUGCGCGACAUCCACAGGCUGUUGGUGGAGAGAGAUGUGACGGUCACCGCUGUCAGGCUGAUUUGAGGCAAAAAUGGAGGUGCUACUUCCUGUCGGGAUGUCGACGAAGUGACGACGCUUAACCUAAAAUUAAACCUAACCUUUGUGUUUGCAAAAAUCUAUGAUGUAACAUCAGAUUAUUUGAAUUUUUGACAGUUUUGACUACACGGCAGCAUGUGUAACGAAUUGCAUUCAUAUUAAGGCUCCAGUUUGUGGAUGAAUUUAACACUCAGUCUUGUCAAACAUCAAAAUGAGUCGAAUGGUACCACUUUUAUCAGGGCUUUCUCACACGAUCAAAAUAAAGGAAUGUGUAAAAUCUCA
Molecule: messenger RNA, 1592 nt
Organism: Corythoichthys intestinalis (scribbled pipefish)
Lineage: Eukaryota; Metazoa; Chordata; Actinopteri; Syngnathiformes; Syngnathidae
Product: aggrecan core protein-like
Exons: 9
Coding region: 225-1298 (357 amino acids)
Molecular function (GO): carbohydrate binding; signaling receptor activity
Source: RefSeq, a predicted model, not a curated record